AUGAGCUCACCAUCCAAUUCCCAGGUCCAGAUGGUGCUAGACUUUCUUGUCGCCCUCUUUGAUGCGUUUGAACAACAUCGACAAGAGCUGCGCCAGCUUGCGGUUGAGAUGACAGCUAGGGCCAUGAAUGAAGAUCGUCAAGAACAAAAUCGGCUCAUGCAGUCCAUUUUCGGCACCACUCAGCCUCUGGUUCCACUGGUUGAUGUCAGAACCGGAGAAGACAUUGAAUCAUUCCCAACUACCGUGGAGGAAAUUUCUUCGCUUGAUGGCAAUCAAUCACGAAGAAUCCUUGAUGCAAACGACCGUGAUACCAAAUACCCCCUCGAUCUCGCUGCCAAGGCGCCAUGCUAUGAGGAAGAUAACGAGAAGGCGUAUCGCAUGGUUCAAUCACUUCUACGCCAUGGUGCAGAUCCAUAUGCCAUUUUUGCAGAUCAAUUGGAAGAGCCCCUAGAUCCGGAAUCGGAAGUACGCCUCUUGUUUCCCGGACAAGAGAUUAGCCAGCCGCAAGAUCUAAUGGCAGUGGUCCAUCACCGUGUGCAAAGAGAUGAAAAGAUGCUCAACGAGGACAUUGAUAGAGAUAUACCGCGGAAAGCUUUUCUUGAGUCUCCUGAAUUCAUGAACAACUUAAAGCUCGAACACCGUAACCCUCAAGGCCGCACGCCUUUCCUAUCAGCCCGUCGCAGCGCGAGGGGGGCAGAUGCCUUGCUUGACAAGCCACAACGCUGGCAUGACGGCGAGGAUUCAAAACUGGACCGCAUGGGCAAGCAUCUCGUCACGUUUCCACCCAACAUCUACUCAGAGACAUCUCUAGAGGAGGCUCUACCUCGAACGGCAAUCCAGGCGUUGCUGAAGCUGGGCGCGGAUCCGUUGGUCACGGAUAACCAAGGCAAACACGCCUUGCAUCAGGUGCUAGAUGCUCCUUCAUGGGGUUUCCAGGAAUCGCCCCCCGAUCACAAUGGAUUGACUGCGAUCCACUCAUCCAUAAGGCGCAUGUGGUCGCAUGCGAACUAUCCAUAUGAAGGGUUUUACCCUCUCGAGGAGCUUUUCGGCAAGUUUGACGACCUCGGCGUUGACUGGAUGGUCCCGCGACAAGUUUGGGAGGACGCUGCUGCACGGCGUCGCCCGGACCGAAACUUGGGGGCGGUAGAGCACUUUGGAGGUGCAAGUAUUUGA
This is a messenger RNA of Trichoderma aggressivum f. europaeum, 1173 nucleotides long. RefSeq lists its product as uncharacterized. The transcript is spliced from 6 exons. The coding region runs from base 1 to 1173 and encodes 390 amino acids. Lineage: Eukaryota; Fungi; Ascomycota; Sordariomycetes; Hypocreales; Hypocreaceae. The record is from RefSeq and is a predicted model, not a curated record.